Molecule: messenger RNA, 1917 nt
Organism: Pichia membranifaciens NRRL Y-2026
Lineage: Eukaryota; Fungi; Ascomycota; Pichiomycetes; Pichiales; Pichiaceae
Exons: 1
Coding region: 256-1794 (512 amino acids)
Biological process (GO): transmembrane transport
Cellular component (GO): membrane
Molecular function (GO): transmembrane transporter activity
Source: RefSeq, a predicted model, not a curated record
CCAAAAUGAAAAAUUCCUGCACGCAUGCAGCCAGGCGAUCAUGGUGGUGUAUGCUGAUAACGUAGUGGACGCAUGCAGACGAUCUUCUCCUUGCAGCAUCCGAGGGGGUGAGUGCCAAUAUUUCGAGGCCGUUUCCAGUGUGUGCAAUUGUGAGGCAGCCAGAAGACUUCUUUUGUCUCAACCUGCGGAUACUUGUGACGGAAACCUUUGGAGCACGUUAGAGAACGCUAGAGAAAACAUACACCUGUCCCAAGCAUGGAAGAGAAGGACGAAGACAAGGCUAGAUUCCUCGAGACCGGCUCCCGGAGUGCAAGCAACUCGCAAGAGGAUGACAUUUCGCUGAUAUUGGACGAAGAUCCGGAAACUUUGGCUGCCAACUUGAAGCUGAACAAGAGGGUCGUUUUCAAGAUUGACUGUGUCAUUCUACCGUUUUUGGUGAUCACCAUGUUUCUCCAGUUGCUAGACAAGAACUGUCUUUCGUACGCCGCGUUAUACGGUAUGAAGAAGGAUUGCAACUUGGUUGGACAAGAGUACAGUUGGUUGGCCACUAUUUUCUACUUGGCGUACUUGUUUGCCGAGAUCCCUGUGUUUUUAUUGUUGCCUAAGGUGAAGCACCUUACCAAGUUCAUGUCGGUGUUGCUAUUCAUCUGGGGAGGGAUCUUGAUGUGCAUGGCGGCAUGUAAUAAUUUUGGCGGGUUGAUGGCGGUGAGGUUCUUUCUUGGGUUGAUGGAAGCAGCAAUCCAGCCAGCGUGCAUCAUCAUCUCGUCGACGUGGUACAUGAAGAAGGAACAACCGUUGAGAAUGGCUCUGUGGUCAAACACGUUUGCUGGUAUCUUCAACGGUAUCUUUGCAUACGGUAUGGAGGACUGGAAGGGAUCGCUAGCGAUCUGGAGAUACAUGUUUCUCACUUACGGAGCAGUGACAACUGUUUUUGGGUUGGUAACUUUCUUUAUCAUUCCAGGAACCAUCGAAGGAGCUUGGUUCUUCUCAGAAACAGAGAGAAAGUGUGCGGUUGCAAGAAGUGCUACAAAUCAAACCGGUAUUCACUUUGGUACCAACAGUAUGAAGUGGUACCAAAUCCAAGAAUCGCUGUUGGAUCCUAAGUACUGGUCACUUAUGGUGUUCAUCAUUGUUCAAAAUUUCAUCAACGCUGGUAUUACCAAUUUCAACACGUUCAUCAUCAAAGGGUUUGGGUUUUCGAGCUACAGAACAAUGCUUCUUGCCACACCCCAGGCGGCUGUGGCUAUGGGUGCUUGUCUCUUGUGCGCCGCGGUGGCGUAUCUUGUGAAGAACAUUCGAUUUGUACUUAUCUGCCUCACUACGGGUGUGACAAUGGCUGGUAUCAUCAUGAUCUGGAAAAUUGACCACAAGGAGCAUUUGAACCAGUCGCUAGCGGCAGUGUACAUUUGUGGAUUUUACAAUGCUCCAUACGUGAUGUGUUUGUCGUUGAUUGCAUCGAACACGUCGGGACAGACAAAGAAAGCGUUCAACUCGAUAUCGGUUGGGUUGUUCUACGCAUUAGGUAACUUGAUUGGUCCACAAUUUUUCCGUGAAUCCGAGGCUCCUGUUUAUACGACGGGUAUCAAGGCGAUGAUGUCUGCAUGUUGUAUCAUGUACGGUAUGAUUGUGCUAUAUGCUGCUCUGUGUUUCUGGGAAAACAAGAGGAGAGACCAGAAGAAGGAUGCGGAGGAUGCAGAGGCAGACAACGUGCUUACAGAGAUUGAGAUAGGUGAAAAGGUCGACCAGCAGGAUCUUACUGACCAUGAAAACAAACACUUCCGUUAUACUUUUUAGAUUUUUACACUCUUCAUUUUCUACCUUUUAGACAUUGCUUACUCCUGAUUUUCUUUGCUUAUUUUGAUUUCAUUUUUCUAUGCCUUUUUGUUAUUUUGUCUUUUCGGAAAUGCAAAUUCUUUU